GGCCGGGGCGGGCCGUGCGGGCGGGGGCGGGGACUCGAGCUCUCUUGGGGCUGCUGUUAGAGCCAGGCCAGCGCUGGAGCUGCUGUCACCCGUUGUCGUCGCUGCUUCCUUCGCUACCCUGGCGGUCACCAUGAACCCGGACCUGCGCAGGGAGCGGGACUCCGCUAGCUUCAACCCAGAGCUGCUUACACACAUCCUAGACGGCAGCUCGGAGAACACCCGGCGCCGCCGGGAAAUCGAGAACCUGAUUCUGAACGACCCAGACUUCCAGCACGAGGACUUAAACUUCCUCACCCGCAGCCAGCGUUACGAGGUGGCCGUUCGGAAGAGUGCCAACAUGGUGAAGAAGAUGAGGGAGUUCGGCAUUGCAGACCCCGAUGAAAUCAUGUGGUUUAAAAGCUUUGUGCACCGAGGGCGGCCUGAGCCCCUGGAUCUCCACCUGGGCAUGUUCCUGCCUACCUUGCUUCACCAGGCAACUCAGGAGCAGCAAGAGCGCUUCUUCAUGCCCGCCUGGAACUUGGAGAUCAUUGGCACUUAUGCCCAGACAGAGAUGGGUCAUGGAACUCAUCUUCGAGGCUUGGAAACCACAGCCACAUACGACCCUGAAACCCAAGAAUUCAUUCUCAACAGUCCUACUGUGACUUCCAUUAAGUGGUGGCCUGGUGGGCUUGGAAAGACUUCAAAUCAUGCAAUAGUUCUUGCCCAACUCAUCACGAAGGGAAAGUGCUAUGGAUUACAUGCCUUCAUUGUGCCUAUUCGUGAAAUUGGGACCCAUAAGCCUUUGCCAGGUAUUACUGUUGGAGACAUCGGCCCCAAGUUUGGGUACGAUGAGAUGGAUAAUGGGUACCUCAAGAUGGACAACUAUCGUAUUCCCAGAGAAAACAUGCUGAUGAAGUAUGCCCAGGUGAAGCCUGAUGGCACAUAUGUGAAACCCCUGAGUAACAAGCUGACUUAUGGGACCAUGGUGUUUGUCAGGUCCUUACUUGUAGGAGAAGCCGCUCGAUGUCUGUGUAAGGCGUGCACCAUUGCCAUCCGAUACAGCGCCGUGAGGCACCAGUCUGAAAUCAAGCCAGGUGAACCAGAACCACAGAUUUUGGAUUUUCAAACCCAGCAGUAUAAACUCUUUCCACUGCUGGCCACUGCCUAUGCUUUCCAGUUUGUGGGAGCAUACAUGAAGGAGACCUAUCAUCGGAUUAAUGAAGGCAUCGGCCAAGGGGAUCUCAGUGAACUGCCGGAGCUUCACGCACUCACAGCCGGGCUUAAGGCUUUCACCUCUUGGACCACAAAUGCUGCUAUAGAGGCGUGUCGGAUGGCUUGCGGUGGGCAUGGCUAUUCUCAUUGCAGUGGUCUUCCAAAUAUUUAUGUAAAUUUUACCCCAACCUGCACAUUUGAGGGCGAAAACACUGUCAUGAUGCUGCAGACAGCUAGGUUCCUGAUGAAAAGUUAUGACCAGGUACAAUCAGGAAAGUUGGUGUGUGGCAUGGUGUCCUACUUGAAUGACUUGCCCAGUCAGCGCAUCCAGCCACAACAGGUAGCAGUCUGGCCAGCUGUGGUGGAUAUUAACAGCCCUGACAGCCUGACUGAAGCAUAUAAACUUCGUGCAGCCAGAUUAGUAGAAAUUGCUGCAAAAAAUCUUCAAACAGAAGUGCUUCACAGAAAGAGCAAAGAGAUAGCAUGGAACCUAACUUCUGUUGACCUCGUUCUAGCGAGUGAGGCACAUUGCCACUAUGUGGUGGUUAAGCUCUUUUCAGAAAAACUCCUCAAAAUUCAAGAUAAAUCCAUUCAAGCUGUCUUAAGGAAUUUAUGUCUCUUGUAUUCUUUGUAUGGAAUCAGUCAGAAGGCAGGGGAUUUUCUUCAGGGGAACAUCAUGACAGAGUCUCAAAUCACCCAAGUAAACCAGCGUAUAAAGGAGUUACUCACUCUGAUUCGCCCCAAUGCUGUUGCUUUGGUUGAUGCAUUUGAUUUUCAGGAUGUGAUGCUUGGCUCUGUGCUCGGCCGCUAUGAUGGGAACGUGUAUGAGAACUUGUUUGAGUGGGCGAAGAAAUCUCCACUGAACAAAGCAGAGGUCCAUGAAUCUUACUACAAUCACCUGAAGCCACUGCAGUCCAAGCUCUAAAGUGUCAUAAGGACAAGUUUAAUCUGCUCCAGAACAGCUGUAUGCAGCUCCCUUUAUACCUGAUACACAAACCUGUUGUAGAAUCUUUAUCAAAUUCAAAUACCCAGAGCAAAUGAUAAAUUGACCCCUUUCCUCUUUUUAUAAAUGAAGAGAAAAAAUGAACAAAUUUCAGAGAUUAAAUGAACAAAACAGAUGUUUUAAGUGCAAUUGACACUGAGAAAGAUGUGUUAAGCAUUCAGAAAAAGUUUAAGAAAUGCAGUAUGACUUUCAUUUGCAAUGCUGCUAAUCCCAGUAGGCUGUGACUUUGAUAAUUAGCAGAGUUUAACUACUAAGUAGUUAAUUAUUUUCACAUAUUAAUUGCUAAUCACUGGCUAUUUUUGAAGUGGGUAGAACCUGUCUCAGCUUUCCUGCUAAAUAUGCUACCACUCCUUCCGUGGGGCUACAGAGCAAGACUAAAGAAAAGGGAUUCUAGGAAAGAAACUAACCAGAAAAUGUAAUGUUAAUUUGUGUUAGAUCUCGUUUCUGCCUGCUCGCCUUCCUUUGCCGAUGGAUUGCGUCUACCUAGCUAUUCAUAAUAGCAUUUUUGCAACAGAGGACUUCUUCAGCACAGGCCUGCUGCAGGACCAUCAUCCCGUGUAAUUAGGAAUUCAUCUUCCAUUGGAAAGAUCCCGAACUGUAACUCCUUUUGUCCCCAGCCUCUUGGGAAGGCAUAGGUAGCAAAGUUACCUCUACAUAUGACUUCCAGCAACUGCUGGGACCUCAAUCAGUGAUGUUUGAUCUCCCUCCAUCUCUAUCUUUCCCUCCCCUAAAGAGACAGGAAAGAAAGGAAAGAAGAAAAAUAUCCCAGUUCCUUCUUACUAGAACAAGUGUAGGGAGAAAUCUCAGCUGUGAUACUGUUGUGAAUUUAGUAACCUUAUUAACUAGAUUUUUUUUUCUGGGACAAAUAUUCUGUCAUCAUGGCAUAAGCCAUUAAUAGGAGGUUAAAGUAUUUGGCAUUUAAAAACUGUCCUCAGGUCACCUUAUACCCAGCAAUAGAACAGAAAAACCCUUUGACACAAACCAUGUGCUCUGAUUAUUGGUUCCGAAAAUAUAAUCAUUGCAACUACGGCUAGAGGAUAAAUGAAAGUUUCUCAGAUUCCAUUUCUUAUUGUAUACUGGCUUUGUCUUCAGUAUAUUCCUAGGAGCUUUAUCUGAAUUGCUAAAUUGUCCUUAAAGUUGAAAUCUAAUUUAUAUAAUCAUUCAUACUUAAAGCUUAAACAUGUAUCUAUCUCUUAAUGAAAUUUUUUCUUUAAAUCAGUGUAAAACAACAUAAGUUACUUGAAUUUGAAUUUUUUUGACCUGUUAACCUGUUUAUAUCUGUGACAUUUGCCUCACAAAACCAGUUGUUCUAGAAUCAAUCCUGAGAAUAUAGUAUAAUUCAGUGGAAACAUAAUAACCUGUCUCAGUACCUGACAUAAAAUCUGUCCCAGGAGAACUGGUAACAUGAGAUUUUUAGGUUAGAGCAGAAACACAGUAUGUUGACACAAGCCUUAAUCUUUCCGCUGUUAAGAUUGAGGGUUAACUCUGUAUUAAUCUCAUUUAAAUCUGUACAGUAAUUCAGACUCUGGAAAAUAACAAAGUAAAUUUAAAUGGCUUAAUACUGACCUUGUAAAUGUAGAAUUUAUUUCAAAAUUAGUGUUAAAAUACCUUAUUCACAGAUUAAUGUAUCUGUGGGAAGGAUCUGAGGAUGUUUGUAAAUGAUACCACCUAAGCCAUCUGCAUAGAUCUGGGAUCUAAGCAGCUUUGGGAUUGUAAACACUACAGAGCCACCUUCAAUCCAGCACCUUGAGUUUUUAUUUAAAACCUAAAUCUGACAUUUAAUACUAUUUUUAUUAACAUUGGAAUGUUUUAUCUUGAACUUUAUUCAUUGUAAUCAAAGAAUAAAAAUCUAGUGAAACCACA
Messenger RNA from Nycticebus coucang (slow loris), 4057 nucleotides. RefSeq names its product acyl-CoA oxidase 1 (gene ACOX1). NCBI's taxonomy places the organism in Eukaryota, Metazoa, Chordata, Mammalia, Primates, Lorisidae. Gene Ontology annotation, cellular component: peroxisome. The coding region runs from base 131 to 2116 and encodes 661 amino acids. Gene Ontology annotation, biological process: lipid homeostasis; very long-chain fatty acid metabolic process; fatty acid beta-oxidation using acyl-CoA oxidase. The record is from RefSeq and is a predicted model, not a curated record. The transcript is spliced from 14 exons. Gene Ontology annotation, molecular function: fatty acid binding; FAD binding.